AUGACGUCUGCUCAGCAAGAGCCCGAUUCCGCGAGCGGAGACACAGCCGUUUCGCUGGAAAAUGUGAGAAACUCCACCAACGCGCCCACACUUGCAAGUCACGAGCAAGCGCAUGAACGUCGUCGUGAUGUGCCCACAGAUCAAGAACCAGAGAGCUUGGAAAAGGAGCAAGGAGAUGAUAUCGCAAAGGAUACAACGUCUCGGCAACCGCUGGAACGUACAACUUCGCAAGCAGACAAGAUGGGCACCAAAAAGAUCAUUGUGGUCAUGCUUGCUCUAUGUCUGGCGCUCUUCUUGGCCGCACUUGAUAUGACGAUCAUCUCGACCGCUCUCCCGACGAUCGCCGCGGACUUUGGUGCCUCGGAGAGUGGUUUCUCUUGGAUCGCAUCGUCGUACUUGCUGGCAAACGCGGCCUGUAUUCCUCUCUGGGGCAAGCUGAGUGACAUUUGGGGGCGCAAGCCGAUGAUCUUAUUCGCCAACAUUUGGUUUUUGGUGGGCAGUUUGAUCUGUGCACUCGCAAAGAAUCUAGCUAUGAUCUUGGCAGGUCGGGCCAUUCAGGGUGUCGGUGGUGGAGGUAUCAUCAUCAUGGCCAAUAUCAGCGUGACCGAUCUCUUCAGCAUGAGAGACCGCCCCAUGUAUUACGGUAUCUUUGGAGCGACAUGGGCCAUUGCCGGUGCUUUGGGUCCGAUCAUCGGUGGUGCCUUUACCACUAGUGUGACUUGGAGGUGGUGUUUCUGGCUAAACUUACCGAUCGGUGGAUUCUCGCUAGUCAUUCUCUUCUUUUUCCUUUCCAUCGAGUCCCCCAAGACUCCUCUCUUGGCUGGGCUGCGCAGCAUUGACUGGGCAGGAACGUUCUUGAUCAUUGGAGGCACUCUCAUGUUCCUCUUUGGACUUGAAUUUGGCGGUGUCAACUAUCCCUGGAAGUCUGCGACUGUGAUCUGUCUUAUCGUUUUCGGAAUCGUCGUGUGGGCUCUUGCCAUGUUUGCUGAAUACAAGCUGGCAAAGUAUCCCAUCAUCCCCCCACGACUAUUCAACGAGUGGUACAAUAUUCUGGUUCUCAUGGUCUGCUUCUGCCACGGAUUCGUAUUCAUCGCAGGAGCCUACUAUCUGCCGUUCUACUUUCAAACGGUCCUCCUCGCGUCACCCAUUCUUAGCGGUGUGUACACGUUGCCCAUGGUGCUUUCGCUUUCAUUUGUCUCUGCUGCCACUGGAAUCAUCAUGAAGAAAUCUGGCCGCUACCGUGAGCUCAUCAUUGGUGGACUCUUCUUCAUGACUCUUGGCUUUGGGCUGUUCAUUGAUCUCAAGCCCUAUGCCUCUUGGCCGCGCAUUGUCAUUUUCCAACUCAUUGCCGGUUGUGGUGUGGGUCCCAACUUCCAGGCCCCCUUGGUUGCUUUCCAGGCCAACAUUCGCCCGGCAGACAUGGCCACUGCGACUGCAACCUUUGGCUUUGUUCGUCAACUGGCCACUUCCAUGUCUGUUGUUCUGGGCACCGUGAUCUACCAAAACAUCAUUGGGGGACGACGUGACAUGAUCGUUGCAGCCAUUGGCCCUGAGCGCGCCGCUGCAAUCUCAGCCUCAUUUGCCGGAGCUUCCAAGGACCUUAUCGAAAGUCUGAAUGAGUCGCAACGCCGAGUCGUGCUUGACUCCUUCACAUUUGCGUUGAGUCGAAUGUGGAUUUUCUAUACCGCCGUUGCAGGCUUUGGAUUCAUUCUGUCGCUGUUCAUUGUUCCUCGUGAGCUGUCCAAGAAUCACACGAUUCGCAAGACUGGUCUCGAGGAGCAGGAAAGAGCUCGCCAGGAGUUGAUUGAUUCCAAGCGCAAAUCCGAGAACAAGCCUAAAGUCGAAGCCUAA
Molecule: messenger RNA, 1851 nt
Organism: Penicillium diatomitis
Lineage: Eukaryota; Fungi; Ascomycota; Eurotiomycetes; Eurotiales; Aspergillaceae
Product: MDR family MFS transporter
Exons: 3
Coding region: 1-1851 (616 amino acids)
Biological process (GO): transmembrane transport
Molecular function (GO): transmembrane transporter activity
Source: RefSeq, a predicted model, not a curated record